AUGGCCCACCGACUCAUAACCCAAGUCGUCAUUGUCGGCAGUCGAAUCGUCGGCCGCUCCUUCCUAGCCGCCUACCGCCAAGCCGAAGCCUCAUCCAAGUACGCCCGCGCGCAGGCCCGUCUGAACCCGGAUGCUGCGGCCUCGGGUAGCCGCGGCGGGCUCGGCGCGGGCAUGACGCUCGAGGAGGCGUGCAAGAUCCUCAACGUCAAGCCACCCCGGAGCGGCGAGGCCAACGUCCAAGAGAUCGCCGAUCGGUACAAGAGGUUGUUCGACGCCAACGAUCCGAAGAAGGGCGGGAGCUUUUACUUGCAGAGUAAGAUUGUGAGGGCGAAGGAGAGGUUGGAUAGGGAUUUGGGACCGAUACGGGAGAAGAUGGAGCAGGAUGCUGAGGUUAAGGGGGGAUUUAAGCCGAAGAUUUACAAGGAUAGGAAGGCUUUGGCUGAAGCGGCGAUGUUCAGCUGGCCCAACACAGGGAGAGCGCAAAUGUUGCACGGCAGGGGAUGGGAUUUGGGGGAGCACGCGGCCUCUCUCCACGGCGUCUGGACCAGGCUUGCCUUGGCGGAGAGGUCGGUUGGAACCCAUGUGUAG
Molecule: messenger RNA, 588 nt
Organism: Scedosporium apiospermum
Lineage: Eukaryota; Fungi; Ascomycota; Sordariomycetes; Microascales; Microascaceae
Exons: 3
Coding region: 1-588 (195 amino acids)
Biological process (GO): protein import into mitochondrial matrix
Cellular component (GO): TIM23 mitochondrial import inner membrane translocase complex
Source: RefSeq, a predicted model, not a curated record